GCGGCGGCGGAGGCUGAGCUGCAGGGCCGGGCGUGGGGGUCGCGGCGCGGGAGAGAGCGCGGCGCGAGCGAGCGCGGCUGCAGCGGGCGGCAUGGCGAGCACGGCCUCGGAGAUCAUCGCCUUCAUGGUCUCCAUCUCGGGCUGGGUGCUGGUGUCGUCCACGCUGCCCACCGACUACUGGAAGGUGUCCACCAUCGACGGCACGGUCAUCACCACCGCCACCUAUUGGGCCAACUUGUGGAAGACGUGCGUGACCGACUCCACGGGGGUCUCCAACUGCAAGGACUUCCCCUCCAUGCUGGCGCUGGACGGCUAUAUCCAGGCAUGCCGAGGACUUAUGAUCGCCGCUGUCAGCCUGGGCUUCUUUGGCUCCAUAUUUGCACUCUUUGGCAUGAAGUGCACCAAAGUCGGAGGUUCGGAUCAAGCCAAAGCUAAGAUUGCCUGUUUGGCUGGGAUUGUAUUCAUACUGUCAGGGCUUUGCUCCAUGACUGGUUGCUCCCUGUACGCCAACAAAAUCACAACAGAAUUCUUUGAUCCUCUCUAUGUCGAGCAAAAGUAUGAAUUAGGAGCCGCUCUCUUCAUUGGCUGGGCAGGAGCCUCACUCUGUAUAAUUGGCGGUGUCAUAUUUUGCUUUUCGAUAUCUGACAACAACAAAACACCCAGAAUGGCUUACACGUACAACGGGGCCACGUCGGCCAUGUCCUCGCGGACCAAGUACCAAGGUGGCGGAGACUUUAAGAGCACACACCCUUCCAAACAGUUUGACAAGAAUGCCUACGUCUGAAAGGGCCUCGAGGUGGCGAGAAAGAGGAACUGUCCCUGCACAUGACCCCCUCAAGGCCCUCCUCCGCUUCACACUCUAUUUUGAAAAUGUGCAUUUGGAGAACUUGUUGAUUGUCUGGAUGUAUGUGUUCCGACCUAGUUAUGUACUAAUCAUUUUCUGUUGUGCCUUUCUAUAAAAAAAACAGUAAACAGUUCUUUACAGGA
Messenger RNA from Sorex fumeus (smoky shrew), 987 nucleotides. RefSeq names its product claudin 10 (gene CLDN10). The record is from RefSeq and is a predicted model, not a curated record. NCBI's taxonomy places the organism in Eukaryota, Metazoa, Chordata, Mammalia, Eulipotyphla, Soricidae. The transcript is spliced from 5 exons. The coding region runs from base 92 to 784 and encodes 230 amino acids. Gene Ontology annotation, cellular component: plasma membrane; bicellular tight junction. Gene Ontology annotation, biological process: cell adhesion; bicellular tight junction assembly. Gene Ontology annotation, molecular function: structural molecule activity.